CGGGCGGGCCCCGCUGCCUGCUUACUCCGUGCCCGCUCUGCCUGCACCAUGAAGUGGCCAAGGACGCUCGCGGUCGCUUCUGCCAUCGCCGCCGCCGUGCUGGCCAGUCUGGUGCUGGGCACAGCGGUCGCCACCGGAGAGCAAGACUCGGUGGAUCCCGGAAAGCUGCUGGUAUUGACAGCUGCCACGGAAGAGACGGAAGGGUACCAGCGCUUCCUACGGACAGCCAAGUACUUCAACUACACUAUCAAGACCCUUGGCCUAGGAGAGGACUGGAAGGGAGGGGAUGUUGCCCGGACAGUCGGUGGAGGACAGAAGGUCCGCUGGCUGAAGGUGGAAAUGAAGAAGUAUGCCAAUGAGGAGGACAUGAUAGUCAUGUUUGUGGACAGUUAUGAUGUCAUCCUGGCCGGAAGCCCCAUUGAACUUCUGUGGAAGUUCCUGCAAUUCAAGAGCAACUUGGUCUUCUCAGCAGAAAGUUUCUGUUGGCCAGAGUGGUCGCUGGCUGAGAAGUACCCACCGGUGGCCGAGGGAAAACGGUUUCUUAACUCUGGAGGCUUCAUUGGCUACGCUCCCACCAUCAAUCGCGUUGUUCAACUAUGGAAGUAUAAGGAUGAUGACGACGACCAGCUGUUCUAUACUCGCGUUUACUUGGAUCCGGCCUUGCGGGAGAAAUACGGGAUCGCUCUGGAUCACAAGUCAAAAAUCUUCCAGAAUCUGAAUGGUGCCAUUGAUGAGGUCGUUCUGAAGUUCGAACAGACCCGAGUGCGUGCCCGAAAUGUCGCUUAUGACACCUUGCCUGUUGUCAUCCAUGGGAACGGCCCCACCAAGCUGCAACUGAACUACUUGGGAAAUUACAUCCCUAAUGUCUGGACAUAUGAAGGGGGUUGUGAAGUGUGUGAAGACGGACUCUUGGAUCUGUCCGGUUUGGAGGAUGAAUCCUAUCCACGCGUGCUCCUUGGCGUGUUCAUUGAGCAGCCAACUCCCUUCCUGCCUCAGUUUCUUCAGCGUCUCCUGACCUUCGAUUAUCCUUACUCUCACCUUAGUCUCUUCAUCCACAACCGGGAGGUAUAUCACGAGCCACACAUCCAGGCUGAAUGGGAGCAACUUCGGGAGGCCUUUGACAGCAUCAAGAUUGUGGGGCCAGAAGAGGAGCUGAGUGAGGGCGAAGCCAGAGAUAUGGCCAUGGAUCUCUGCCGCCAGGACUCCACCUGUGACUAUUACUUUAGCCUGGAUGCCGACGUGGUUGUGUUGAGCCCCGAGAUCCUGAAGAUCCUUAUCCAGGAGAACAAGAAGGUGAUCGCUCCCAUGAUGUCCCGGCAUGGCAAGCUCUGGUCCAACUUCUGGGGGGCCCUGAGCCCUGAUGAAUACUACGCUCGCUCAGAGGACUACGUGGAGCUGGUACAGGGGAAGAGGAUAGGGGUGUGGAAUGUCCCUUACAUCUCUCAGGCUUACUUGCUGCGUGGGGAGACGUUACGCCGUGAGCUGACCCAGCGCAACGUCUUCACCUUGGAUGAAACGGACCCCGACAUGGCCUUUUGCAAGAGCGUGCGGGAGAAGGGUAUCUUUCUUCACAUCAGCAACCGGGACGAGUUUGGACGUCUCCUUUCCACCGCCAGGUUCAAUACGUCCCGUUUGCAUCCGGAGCUGUGGCAGAUUAUGGAGAAUCCCUUGGACUGGCAGGAGAAAUACAUCCAUGAGAAUUACUCGCAAGUGCUGGAGGGGGAACACCACAAGCAGCCGUGCCCUGACGUUUACUGGUUCCCGGUGUUCGCCGACCAGAUGUGUGACGAAUUGGUGGAAGAGGCUGAACAUUUUGGCCAGUGGUCCGGAGGGAAGCAUGAGGACACUCGGCUGGCUGGUGGCUACGAGAAUGUCCCCACUGUUGAUAUCCAUAUGAAUCAAAUUGGCUACGAGAAGGAAUGGCUUCAUUUCCUACAAGAAUAUAUAGCUCCUGUCACAGAGAAACUCUAUCCCGGCUACUACACCAAGGCUCGGGCCAUCAUGAACUUCAUGGUCCGCUACCGUCCUGACGAGCAGCCCUCACUCCGUCCUCAUCACGACUCAUCCACUUUCACCAUCAACAUCGCUCUCAACCACAAAGGGCUCGACUAUGAGGGUGGUGGUUGCCGGUUUAUCCGCUACAACUGCACCAUAGAAUCCCCCCGUAAAGGAUGGAGCUUGAUGCACCCCGGCCGCCUCACUCAUUACCAUGAAGGAUUGCCCACGACCAGCGGCACCCGUUAUAUCAUGGUCUCCUUUGUGGAUCCCUAACAACAGUAUUGCCCCUCUUGGUCCUGGGGUGCAGAAUGGGCCACGGUGGCCAAAGCCAGAGACUUGCAGGGGAGAAAGGGUCCGCUCCCUGGCUCCACUGCCACUUUCCACAGUGCCUUCGAAAGGGAGGAAGACAGCCAGCCACCGCCUGGCACAGGCACAGGCAGACACAGCCUGGACUUGGGUCACCACUCGUGGCUGGACCCACUGCUGCAUUCCAGCUGCCCAGCCAAUGUGUGAACCAGGCUGCCCUGCACCUGGACUGAAAUUGUUCUAGGCUGGUUGCCUUUUCUGUGAACUCACCAUGACCAGUUCUCUUAACAGGGCUCCCCCGUCGAGAUUUGCCUCUAUGGCUCCACCCAUGUUAAGCAUCUCUCGGCUUAGCAAUAGGUUUCUUAAACUGGCGGUCUUCCAACUGGCCCAAGGUGACUCAGCGAGUUUCAAGGUAGGAAUGAGAUUCAAACCUAGCACCCAACUCCUUCAUGAGCGCAAGUCCUACUGCCUUUCUUCGUUUGAGGAAACUGAAGAAAGGAAAGAACAGGAAUGUGUGCCGUCGACCCAGAGAGCAACCAACAUGUGUGAAUCAUGAGUUCUAACAGAGGGGACAGGCUCCUAAUCUUACAGGGACUGAAAUAAGGUUGUGAGAUCCAACAAGAUUACUGGAGCCGGUUGAAACAUGGAAAGAUUCCAACCUUCUGACAAGUGCCUGUUUCUGUUGGAAGGAGGAGAGCUAUAUCCACUUACGUCCUUCAGAUUUUUUUUAUCACUCUGAUGUAAGCAGUGGGUGCUACACGUUUAUCAGUCGCAGGGCCAGAAAGGCCACCCCAAAGUGCAACUUAAGAGCGUGAAUGGUGCCUUUGCAAUAGUGGGGCGGAGAGAUGCUCUGAGGCGCUUCUGUAUUCCUUGGUAGAGCCGAACCAAGAAGUACUCGGAGGCAGCAGGGAGUUCUGGCGAGUCUUUUCAACAAGGUGUGUUGCUCAAUCUCCCAUAAUCCUGUGGGCUUUUGGCCCACAGCCUGGUCCGGCUGGCAGGGCAGACGUGUGUCAGCAGCGGCAGCUUCCUGUAUAAAGCGUGCGUUAAAUUAUUGGCACUGCUGUUGCACAGCUCACUGAAUAAAUCUACAUUUUAUUCAA
Molecule: messenger RNA, 3404 nt
Organism: Eublepharis macularius
Lineage: Eukaryota; Metazoa; Chordata; Lepidosauria; Squamata; Eublepharidae
Gene: PLOD3
Product: procollagen-lysine,2-oxoglutarate 5-dioxygenase 3
Exons: 19
Coding region: 49-2271 (740 amino acids)
Biological process (GO): peptidyl-lysine hydroxylation
Cellular component (GO): endoplasmic reticulum
Molecular function (GO): procollagen glucosyltransferase activity; L-ascorbic acid binding; iron ion binding
Source: RefSeq, a predicted model, not a curated record